GCAGAAUUGUUUUGAAAAAAAAAAAAAAGUUUGAUUGAACCAGUUGGUACUGCAUUGAAGCGAUUCAAAACUCAUCCACUUUGUGGCUAACAAAAUCAACGGAGAAAGUCGUCCUUAUUUUCAUCAUCUAACUGUGUAAUUCCUAGCAGACUUACCAACGUGUGGCCUUUCGGAAAGCAAUUCGCCUAUGCGCAUCCAAUACCCAUAACAUGCGCACCCUGGCUGAUGAAACCAGGAAAUUAAAGUUGAAUAACAACAACAAUAACGCAGUUUACCAAAAAACCACUGUAACAUUAGUAGCACAGUCAAAAAAUUCAAAUAAGAUCGCCAAGAUGCAACAGCAAGGCAACGUUGCGACCGCUGCCACAUCGACGGCUGUUCAGCAAAAGCAGCAGCACCAACAGCAACAACAACACAAACAACUGCAGAAUAAUAACUCUACAACAAUAACCUUGCCGAAGGCUUCGCAUGCAAACACAAAUGAAGAGAUCGCCGGCGGUGUGCAGGACACCAUUUACCUUUGCAAUUUUCGCGUCUCCGUCGACGGCGAUUGGUUAUGUCUGAAGGAGCUACAAGAUCUUGACAUUGGGCAGCAGCAUAGCGGUGGGAGUGGCACUACAACGGGCUGUGGUCUACAGCGUGGCGCACAGCUGGGCAAAAAGAACAAACGCUAUUCGGGAAUGUCGAAUGGACUGGAUGAUAAUGGUAUAUUGACAGUCCGUAGCUUGCUGGGCCGUCGUUUUAACGACGCACCCGAACAUGUGUACAAGACGAACAGUUUGUCGUCGUCGCACUUGCUUACCGCACGACAUGCACAUGCAGAUAAUGGCUUGAUUGGUGUGUUUGGUGUUGGUGGUACUGGUGAAUGGUCCAAUCACCGUAGGUUGCUUGUUUAA
Molecule: messenger RNA, 896 nt
Organism: Rhagoletis zephyria (snowberry fruit fly)
Lineage: Eukaryota; Metazoa; Arthropoda; Insecta; Diptera; Tephritidae
Source: RefSeq, a predicted model, not a curated record